This is a messenger RNA of Phytophthora infestans T30-4, 1043 nucleotides long. RefSeq lists its product as uncharacterized. The coding region runs from base 77 to 832 and encodes 251 amino acids. The record is from RefSeq and is a predicted model, not a curated record. Gene Ontology annotation, molecular function: hydrolase activity. The transcript has a single exon. Lineage: Eukaryota; Oomycota; Peronosporomycetes; Peronosporales; Peronosporaceae.
CAGAAACGACACUUUUCGUGCAUGUCAUUCCUGGAUCUGCCAUCAAGUGCCCAAGACUCUUCUUUCUCUAUCUACAAUGAGCUGCUGCCCUGUUACUGCUGAGCCUGCGCGUGACGCGGCCGACCACAUCGGUGUGAUGAAGAAGGCUGGCAACACUAACAUCUACGUGACGGGCCCUGCCUCCUCCAAGGCUGGCGUCAUUGCUUACCCGGAUAUCUACGGCCUGGACAGUGGCCGCACCAAGGCCGACGCCGACACGCUGGGCAAACUUGGCUACUCUGUUGUGGUCGUGGACCUCGCGGACGGUGACUAUCUUAACGACACGAACGGACUUGUGGACUGGUUUAAGAAGUACACGUUCGAAGAGCACUUCGGCCCGCGUAUUCAAGACGCCGUCAACUACCUUAAGAAUGAGGUGGGCGUCGAGCGUAUCGCCAGUUACGGUAUGUGCUGGGGAUCGUGGGUGGGUGCCACGCAAACUACCCUGGUGGACCCGGUUGUAGUGGGUCACGUGUCUUUCCAUCCCACGUGGAUUGUGGAGAAUAUGCUCAAGGGUGACGGCGCCGUCGACAAGCUCGCUUCUGCUGUCAAGGUACCGCAGCUGCUCAUGGCUGCCGGUGACGACCCGGAUUUCGUCAAGCCGGAGGGCAGCGUGCACAAGAUCCUUAAGUCCCGUGAGGACAUCGGCGCAAAGUCCGACGUCCUCCUGUUCGCCGACCAGAACCACGGCUGGGUACACCGCGGAGACAUGGACAACGCUGCCACCAAGACUGCCGUCAUGAAGGCCUGGCACGCGGCUGUCAAGUUCAUUCAGACCAAGUGCCCCGUGUAAAGCGUUAUCCAAAUGGAUCGCUCGACCGGAUCGCACGCAUAUGAGCUUGCAGCCGCUGUAAAGGACUUUUUUAGCCUGUGGCCUAUUAGGCCACAGGCUAAAAAAGUGAAUUUUUCGUCAGUUAUGUGCAUGUACCUUAUAUAGCAGUAUUUGCUCACGAUACAACGCUAUCUGGCGCAAACAAUACAGUUUCAAAUUUAAAACGCCUUAA